AUGGCGCAGGCAGCUACUCUCGACAAUACGAUGGGUGCGAUGUUCAUCGGGGUACUAUUCGCUGCAGUUCUUUACGGAGGUGAAUGGACAACCAACAACCAUAACAAGAUUGCUGAAGUUUCCUCUUCGGAUCUGUUGCUUUUAGCUGCCUGCAUUCAGACGUGGUACUAUUAUAUACAUCAAAAGGAUCGAUGGCCUCUCCGUUUUUUGGUUGCUGCGGUCAUGAUCGUCGACACUCUCCAUCAGGCUCUGAUCGCUCACACCGUAUAUACAUACCUCAUAACCAACUUUGGAAAUGCCCCGGAGCUACUGAAUACGGUAUGGAGCUUAUUGGCGGAAGUUUUGGUCAAUGUGCGCAUUCUUGAUUAUCAUCUGGGCAUCUGGGCUACUUCUGAUCAUCGUUCUGAUUCUAGGGCUUCACGGCUGUAUUUGUUCAAAGGCUCGUAUAACCCCCCAAUCAUCAAUGAAGGUGGACGUCAAUCUUACCCCCCGAUAACAGUUUCUUGGCUCAUAGAGUCUGGCAAUGUUGAGCAAUUAACAAUCUUUGCGACAUUUCUGUUAGUGGCGGCUGAAUUCGUUUCCGUCUUCGUUUUUGGUGUGAUAGGCCUUACUCGUGUCCAUACCUUCGUGGAACUAUCGGACAUCUUAAAGAGUCUUUCCAUCACUGUAAAUGUCCUCGCUGCUGUGGCGGAUACCUACAUAGCUGGUCUUCUCACACUCCUUUUGCAUACAUCGAGGACAGGUUUCCAAAGAUCGGAUUCGAUUAUCAACAAGCUGAUCAUCUUCUCAAUCAAUACUGGUGCCCUUACAAGUCUUUGCGCCAUCGCUUCUAUGCUAUCUAUUCUCCUUGCCCCCGCCACGUUCAUAUACAUAAGUUUCUUCUUCUGUAUGGGCAGACAAAUGAUGGAUAUUUAUGCCAAUUCCCUUUUGGCUACUCUGAACAUUCGAACGCUUAUACGAAAAGAGGGAGGUUCCAAUGUCCAGGCUAGCGGUGAUACCGGCUCAAUUCCGCUGGGAAAUUAUAACACCUCCAUUUUCAACCCCCCAAGCACCAUUUCUGUCAAGAUCGACACAAGCAGAGAGUAUACGACUGACCGGGAGCGAGAACAGAAGCACAGAACUCGUGAUACAACCAAAGAAAUUACGGUCUCAACAAGGGCAUUUAACUCAGAUUCAGAAUAUCAUGAAGUCAUCCAGUACAACACAAAAGCUAUGACAAGUGGAAAAAAAAUUAAACCACCGAUUACACCUGCUGCGGCACUUCGUGCAACAGAUAGCAUCGGGAUCGAGGUAGCGGCUUCCAGAACGGAGACCCCGAUGGGACCAGUUGUAACUCCCAUGAAUACUGUCAUGAGAAUGAUAACGACAUAUGCAAAUGUUCUCCUCCAUAGAACUCGGUUUCCAGUGUCAGAAUCGUCAUCAAAGAAGUCGUCCGGUCCAGAUGAAUCGGAAUUGGAGCAAGAAUACGACGGGGAGGGUGAUCACGGCUCCGCCUACUGCUCCCGCUUUGGCAGAGGAAAGAGAUGCGAUUCUAUAGGAAGAAGGUUGAGCGGCUCGGAAGAUGGCAUGGCCAACAACGAUGUAAAUGACGGAAAGUAA
This is a messenger RNA of Lentinula edodes (shiitake mushroom), 1599 nucleotides long. RefSeq lists its product as uncharacterized. Bases 1 to 1599 code for a protein of 532 amino acids. The record is from RefSeq and is a predicted model, not a curated record. The transcript is spliced from 23 exons. Lineage: Eukaryota; Fungi; Basidiomycota; Agaricomycetes; Agaricales; Omphalotaceae.